CGCCUCAAGGCCUCAAGCUCCAAGCGACUUCUUCUGUGAGGAUGACCAUCAAGCUGUACGCGAACCUGAUCAGCCAGCCGAGCCGCGCGGCCGAGUGGGUCAUGCGCCUCAAGCACCUGGAGCACGAGCUCGUGGCGACGGACUUCGGCAGCCCCACGUUCUCGUCGCCCGAGUUCCUGGCGCUCAACCCGAACGGGCUCAUCCCCGUGCUGCAGGACGGGGACUUCUCGAUCUUCGAGGGCAACGCCAUCCUGGUCUACCUGGCCGAGAAGUUCAACUGGACCGACCUGUACCCGGCCGACGUGCAGGCGCACGCCAAGGUGAACCAGUACCUGCACUGGCACCACACAAACGCGCGCCACGUCACGUCCAAGGUGCUGGUGCCGCUCAUGCACACCAAGCAGAACGUCGCCACGCCCGAGGAGGCCGUGAUGGUCAAGGACACCCCGGCGCUGCUCGCCAAGCUGGCGAAGCUCAUGGAGAAGUUCCUGGUCAAGGACUUCGUGGCCGAGUCGAACCACCCCACGGUCGCCGACUUUGCGGCCUACUGCGAGCUCGUGCAGAUCGAGCUCAUGGGCAUCUUCGACUUCUCCCCGUACCCCAAGUUCGCGGCCUGGAUGAAGCGCAUGAAGACGCUGCCGUUCCACGACGAGAUGCACGCCACGCUGGACACGUUCCUGGCCAGCUCCGGGCUCAAGACCAAGGCCAGCUCGUAAGGAGGGGAAGCGUCGAAGGAGACAGCCCCAAGGCUGCCUCAUCCAGUUGAGUUGUUUUGAACCAAUUACACCACAGUUGACGU
Messenger RNA from Phytophthora sojae, 799 nucleotides. RefSeq lists its product as hypothetical. Gene Ontology annotation, cellular component: cytoplasm. Lineage: Eukaryota; Oomycota; Peronosporomycetes; Peronosporales; Peronosporaceae. The record is from RefSeq and is a predicted model, not a curated record. Gene Ontology annotation, molecular function: glutathione transferase activity. The transcript has a single exon. The coding region runs from base 42 to 716 and encodes 224 amino acids. Gene Ontology annotation, biological process: glutathione metabolic process.